UUUCCUGGAAAGAAAAAAAAAAUAACAAAGGCCCUGGGGCUGCUUCAGUGCUGUGGACUUAUUCUCCCUUAACGCACAGCUGAAGAUGCACAACACAACGGCAGCGGGCCAUUUAGCUGGAGCUCAGGAUAACUGCACGGUCGACGACAAUUUCAAAUACACGCUAUACAGCACCGUUUUCAGCCUGGUGUUUAUCUUUGGACUGCUGUUCAACUUGGUUGCCAUGUAUAUUUUCACAUGCACUCUCAAAAUAAGAAAUGAGACCACCACAUACAUGAUCAACCUGGGAGUGUCAGACUUAAUGUUCGUGCUCACUCUGCCCUUUAGGAUCUUCUAUUUCAUCAACCAGGACUGGCCUUUUGGCGAUGUACUCUGUAAGCUCUCUGUGGCCCUGUUUUACACAAACAUGUAUGGGAGCAUACUGUUCCUCACAUGCAUCAGCGUGGACCGAUUCUUGGCCAUUGUUUACCCCCUCAGAUCUAGAACACUGAGGACAAAACGGAAUGCUAAGAUUGCCUGCUGCUGCGUUUGGUUGGUGGUUCUGUCUGGCAGCCUCCCUACGGGUUUCAUGUUGGAAACCACGUCGCAAAAAAACCAGGACGACAACUCGACGGACGCUCCAAACUACUGCUUUGAGAACUACUCAGAGAAACAGUGGCAGUCAGAGCUGUCCAAAGUGGUGGUCUUCAUUGAGACAGUGGGUUUCCUCAUCCCCUUCCUGAUCAACAUGAUCUGUUCCAUCAAGGUGCUUCGCACGCUGCAGGACCCCCAGACGCUGUCCCGCGGCGGUCAGCUGAACAAGAGGAAGAUCCUGCGCAUGAUAGUCGUCCACCUGUCCACCUUUUGCUUCUGCUUCAUCCCCUACAACUUCAACCUGGUCUUCUACACCCUGGUGAGGAGUGAUGUCUUCAAAAGCUGUGUGGCGGAAUCUGUGGCGCGGACCAUCAAUCCUAUAACGCUCUGCAUCGCCGUCACUAACUGCUGCUUCGACCCUGUCGUGUACUACUUCACCUCGGAGACCAUCCAGAACUCCAUCAAACGCAAGACUCAGAGCAUCCGAAACGACUACCACCUCGGGGAGACCCUGCGGAGCAGUCCCCGGAUGCAGAGCCUAAGGAGCAUCGGACAUAAAGACAGAUCCAUUGAAUCCACCGACUCUAGAUAGCAGACUGUUGAUAGCACUGAGAAAGGAUUUUUUAGCCUCUGUGUGAUUGUAACUGCAUAGUUUACUCAAUGGAGUUUUUUGUGCUAUGUGUCAAAUAAUUUUAUACACAACGUCAUGAUUAUAUUCAUUUUCUUUGAUGAUCAGUUUCACAUCUCUAAAGUAAAAACAAAAAAGAAUGAGUAUCUCCCAGUCUGAAGAAGAAGGCAGGGUCUGAAGAAGAAGGCAGGGACUGAAGAAGAAGGCAGGGUCUGAAGAAGAAGGCAGGGUCUGAAGAAGAAGGCAGGGUCUGAAGAAGGCGGCAGGGUCUGAAGAAGAAGGCAGGGUCUGAAGAAGACCCUGUCAAGUCGAAACAUUGAGUCUGAGUCUUUUUCUUUUAAUUAAACUCUGGGAGCUACUCAGGUGUGCGAACAUUCUCUUUAGUUUUGACCUUAUAGUAUUUUUGUCCUGCAAAUGGCCUAAACACACAUUGCAAAAAAUAAAAUCUAACCGUGUGUUAUUAAUCUUA
Molecule: messenger RNA, 1670 nt
Organism: Alosa alosa (allis shad)
Lineage: Eukaryota; Metazoa; Chordata; Actinopteri; Clupeiformes; Clupeidae
Product: lysophosphatidic acid receptor 6-like
Exons: 1
Coding region: 86-1165 (359 amino acids)
Biological process (GO): phospholipase C-activating G protein-coupled receptor signaling pathway; positive regulation of Rho protein signal transduction
Cellular component (GO): membrane
Molecular function (GO): lysophosphatidic acid receptor activity
Source: RefSeq, a predicted model, not a curated record